AUGCUAAUCCCAAACGUGCCAGACGAGACGCCCCAGCAGAAGGCUGAGCGUCAGGCUCGUCUCUCACAGGCCAUGGGUGUCAUGUUCCUCCAGGACAAGGUCGAAAAGCUCGAGCGCGAUGUGAGCAAGAUCACCUACCCUCGCAGCAUCCGCCAAACAAAGAGUGGGCCAGCCGCAGAUCUCAACAGCACCAACAACCGCAAUCACGCAGCGAAACAGCAGGGACGUCCGAAGCCAAGAGCCGAGACCUCUCCAGCUUUUGCAAACAGCACAGAUGCAUCCACAGAGACAAAUCAACAUCCUACUGCCACUGCCAAGACAAUCCGUUUAGUUGACGCUAGCCUCCUCAUCUUCUCCUUGCGCAGCGUGCAUAAUUGGAGUCGCGACCGCUCCACCUGCGUCAUCAUACCACUGGAAGCAAUCAAUACGCUCGAUCUGCUUAAAAAGGGAGACGAGCCCAUCAACCUCGCAGCGAGAAAAGCCACCCGUUGGCUUGAAGAAAAGAUCGCCGUAUCCACUCACGAGGGCGAUGCUAUGCUUACACAGCCCGCAUCAGGCAUCUUCGCACAGAAGGAUUUUUUCCGCGCCACCUAUGCUCAGAUCGACAAGGCCAGAUGUGUAACGAGGGCCUCAACAGAUUCCAACCAGAUCGUCACGCAUACAGUUACAGAAUCACAGCGAAAGUCAGCCGAGCUUGACCCAGGACGAGCAGCGAGAAAGGACAUGUUCUGCGCAUCUCAAGCACCUCGUUAUGUACGCGAGUUGCUUAGUGUCUGCCUCUACUGUCACCAAACUGCUCUGCCAACUUCUGACUUUGCCGUAGCGAUCGCAUAUCCACCUGCGCAUCUUCAAGACAAGAUGCUUGAAGCUCAAAGUACCGCCAACGACAAGCCCAGCUAUCUCGUACGAACAGACGGCCGCGCUACAGAAGCAUGGCUGGACGCAUACGGCAUCCCGUUUCAAGUUGCACCCACUUCCAAGACCUGGAUGGGCGAGAAGCAAUCUUCGCGUUUCAGAAGCGAUAUUACAAGCAUCCCGCACCUCGGCUCUUGCCAGGAUUUGGCAGGUUCAAAGCAACAAGCAAGCGCGCAGCAGAAAAGGAGAGGUGGCUCUCCCACUCCCUCCCUUUCGUCCUCCACUGGGUCUUUCAAGUCAGAGCUCAGCCGACUAUCCAUCCUGGGUUCGCACAAAAGCCCACGUCAUCGUCAAGAUCAACGUUUCACCAAUACUGCGACUCGACUCGGAUCGAUGCAGAGUGUCUCGCCUGGUGCCGAUGGAUCUGCAUCUGCAACCGAUUUCGCCUUCACUAUCAACAGUUCUGAUGACGCGGAGGACGAGAUAAACGGACCGAUCAUCGCGCGGCCCUCAUCCGCCGCAUCAUCGCAUGCCUCUUUGGUCUCCUCAUUGACAACUUCAACACAAGACGACUGGUCAAGUGAAACAUCAGUUUCUCGCUCCUCACACUGCGGUACACGCAUCACUCGACAUCCACCCUCAACAGACGUCCUGCAUGCUUUCACGGAUGGAUACUGCAUGUCGAAAUGCGAGACCGUACCCACAUCAGCAUCCUCUUCGUCGCUUUCAGCACCGAGAUCGAUCAGUGGUACACUACACAAGACACGAUCGGGUGCAAACAAGAUGGAAGAGUACUUGCGGCGAUUGGAAGCGAGUGCGGCGACAUCAAGCGCAAGUGAAGCAGGUUUGCAUCGGCCAACUGCAACGUCGACGCCUACACCUACAACCGUCUCUGGUGGCGGAUCGAGACAUGGCUGA
Molecule: messenger RNA, 1773 nt
Organism: Ustilago hordei
Lineage: Eukaryota; Fungi; Basidiomycota; Ustilaginomycetes; Ustilaginales; Ustilaginaceae
Exons: 1
Coding region: 1-1773 (590 amino acids)
Source: RefSeq, a predicted model, not a curated record